AUGUGGAGAUACAACGAUGACGUCACACAGAUUCGGGAUGGCGGGGAUUAUGGCAUUGUACACGGUGGUGCACUACACGCCCUCUACAUGGACUAUAAAGAUAAGGCGGAUAUCAUUUUGGUUUAUAUCUUGGAAGCACACUCAACUGAGGGCUGGAAGAUGGGCACUACGUUCAGUGACGCUAAACAACCAAUCACGAUUGAGGAAAGAAUAGACAGGGCCAGAGAUUUGCUGUACAUCAUUCCUGAUACAGUGACCUCUGACCCCUACGAUACAAGCAAAGUUCGUGUUGUUGUUGACGACAUGGACAACAAAUUUGACGAGACGUUCUGGUGUUGGCCAGAUAGAUCUCUGGCAAUUAAAGAUGGUCAGCUUGCCUUCACUGGUCGCAACAUUGUUCAACAGAUGAAAACACCUGAUAAACUCCUGACAACUGAUCUUCGUGAGUGGAUGGAAGCACAGAACGAAUAA
Messenger RNA from Saccoglossus kowalevskii, 471 nucleotides. RefSeq names its product type I iodothyronine deiodinase-like. Gene Ontology annotation, molecular function: thyroxine 5'-deiodinase activity. The record is from RefSeq and is a predicted model, not a curated record. Gene Ontology annotation, biological process: thyroid hormone metabolic process. NCBI's taxonomy places the organism in Eukaryota, Metazoa, Hemichordata, Enteropneusta, Harrimaniidae.